Molecule: messenger RNA, 1461 nt
Organism: Oryzias melastigma (Indian medaka)
Lineage: Eukaryota; Metazoa; Chordata; Actinopteri; Beloniformes; Adrianichthyidae
Product: histone H3.v1
Exons: 3
Coding region: 271-945 (224 amino acids)
Source: RefSeq, a predicted model, not a curated record
GACCGCGCUAGCAGGUUAGCUGUGUUAGCUUGUGUUGAUAAGAAGGCAGUGCUUUAUUCGGAAGUUUGUCAAGUUUCUACAGAGAUGUAGCGAUACGUGGUUCGGUUCCGAACAAUUCUCUUUAACUAAAGUGUCGUGAAUGAGUGAAUACGUGUUGAACGUAAAGACAACGUGGCUGUGAUUGUGAGACUAGCAGAUGAUCGGAGCUGCUGCUGUUCAGAGGACUUUGGUGUUUGUUGGAGCUGAAGAUCUUCUGCAGCUGCAGGAACCAUGUCUUCAGAACCUCAGGAAGAUUCUGUCAGAGAACAACUUUCUGCUGCUGAAGAAACCUUCAGACUCUGUGAAGGAACCAUCGUCCAGAAUGAGAAUGAGGAGCUCUGUGGUCAGCGCAGACUGCUGGAUAUCACCUGGAACCCGCAGCUUCAGCUCCACCGCAUAGUCAUCCCCCAGCAUUAUGUGAGUGAAGAGGACAAUCUUUACAACCAGCAGAAGAAUUUAAGAGUGGAACAAGAGGAACCAGAAUUUCUACAGAUUAAAGAGGAACAAGAGGAACCAGAAUUUCUACAGAUUAAAGAGGAACGGGAGGAACCAGAAUCUCUAUGGAUUAAACGGGAGCCGAAGGAACCAGAACCUCCACAGAUUAAAGAGGAGCCAGAGGAACCAGAACCUCCACAGGUUCCAAAGCUGGACUCCUCAAGUCCAGUUCUGACUGCUGAGCUCAGGACUGAGGUCAGAUCUCAGAGCUCCAUCUCCACAGGAAGUCUGCUCAAAUCCACACAAAGAGAUAAACCACUUCCCUCUCCCCGGUCACUUCCUCCAGCUCCUCUGGGGGGACCCCGAAGCGUUCCCAGUUCAGCUGAGAGACCUAGUCUGUCCAGCGUGUCCUUGGUCUUCCCUGGGGUCUACUGUGUGUGUUGUGAACAAGGUGGAGGUGGUAAAGGUUAAAUAAAGGUCAUAUGAGGACAUGACAGGUUGGAUUCAAAGGAGGGAGAGAUAGAUCAGUACAGGUGAGGCAGAGAAACAGAGAUGGAAGGAUGAGCAGCAGGUCAGGGCUGUGUACAAUGCUUGAGCAGCUCAGUAAACCUUUAGUUGAGAUGAAUGUUGGAGACAAACAUCUGGAAUGCUCUUGAAGUCAUGACUGUCAGAAGUCCAAUCCUGUUGCUGUCAAAGUGUUGAGUAAGAAAAAGCUUUUGAUGGAGUACCAGUAAAAACAGGAUGUUUUUCAGAGGAGACAAUGAAGCUGAGUCUAGACUUUGUAACUAAAAAGACCUGUCAGAGCAGAGUCAACAUGGAAGAACCGCCCAUCCAUGCAGCUGCAGCUUCUAAAGGCCAACCUCCAUUCAACAGUCUUCUACUGGUCACACUUUGAUCUGGGUUUGAUUGGUUUUGGGUCCAGCUUUUAAUUUGAAGGUUUCAUCCAAAUAUUAAACAACAGCAACUGUGUCGUCACCAGUGCUUUAA